Molecule: messenger RNA, 2988 nt
Organism: Saccostrea echinata
Lineage: Eukaryota; Metazoa; Mollusca; Bivalvia; Ostreida; Ostreidae
Product: trichohyalin-like
Exons: 4
Coding region: 1-2988 (995 amino acids)
Source: RefSeq, a predicted model, not a curated record
AUGGUAGAGAGGGAGGAAGAGGAGAAAAUGAAGGCGGAGAAGGAGCGGUUCAAGGUAAAAUAUUUAUUAUCAAAAAAUAAAGCCCAGUUGGAAUUCCUGGAAGAUCCUGAGAAGAACGUGGGAAAUAAAUUGGUCACCUUUCAAUUCAAAGAUGCAAUUGUUAAGAAAAAGGAUAGAAAGUCAAAACCAAAGGGAAAACAAAGAAUAGAGACUGAUUUGAAGAACUUGAAAGCUAAUAGAAAGCCAUCAUUGAAGGAGAAAGAGGAAAAGGAGGAGGAAAAAAUGAGGAAAAAGAGGCUGAAGCUUCAGGUGGAAAUGUUGAAAGUGGAGAUCCAGAAAAGACUAAAGCCAGAUGUAGAAGAAAGAGAAAAGAGAUUGCAAAAGGUUAAAGAAAAUGAAUCCGGAUUGAAGGAGAUAGUAGGAAAGGACAGGUUGAAAAAGAAAGUGUGGAGAGAAAUGAAAGUAGAGAAAGAGGAAGGAAAAUCAGAGGAGGAAAAGGUAAUGAAGUCCAAGGUGGAAAUAGAGGAGACUGGUUUUGAGGAAGACAGAGGGGAUAAUGAGAAAAGGCAGGCAGUAGAGAGGAAAAGACUGAAGGCAGAAAAGGAGGAACAGAAGGCAGGGAAAGAAAAUCAAAUAUCAAAAAGAGAAGAGAAGGAGGAAAAAAUGAAAUGUAAAACAGAGGCAAAAUUGAUGACAAAGAAGGAGGCAGAGGACAUACUGCUAACACAUAUGGAAGGAAUAUUAGAAUCAGAAAGAUUGAAGGUUAAAAUAGAGUCAGAGAUACAAUUUAAAGAGAAAGUAGAAGAAAAGAACAAGAAAUCAGGGGCAGAAAAAGGCGAAAAUCUGGAGGCAAAAGAGAGCAUGAAGUCUGAGGAAGAGGAAAAAAGAAAACCAGCAGCAGAGAAGGAUAUAGAGCAUUAUUUAAAGAUAAUUAAGGAAGAAAGAUCGAACUCAAAAAUUAAACUUAAAACAGCAAUGAAGAUAGAAAAAGAGGAAAAUUUGGAGGAAGAAAAAGCCUUGAAAUCAGAAGCUGAGAAGAAUGAGAGCACUUCAGAGGAAGAGAGGCAGGAAGAAAAAAUUGUAAUGAUGAAUAAGGAGCUUGAAGAAAGACUAAGCUCAGAGAAGAAACUGAAACCAGCAAAGAAGGCAGAAAAAUCAGAGAGGGAAAAUGAGGAAACUUUGGAGGCCGAAAAGGUCAUGAAACCAGAAGCUGAGAAGAAUAAUAGAACAUCAGAAGUAGAGAGUAAAGAAGAGGGAAAUGUUAAGAUGAAUAACAAACUCAAAGAAAGAGUGAGCUCAGAUACAAAACUGAAAACAGCAAGGAAGACAGAUAAAUCAGAGACAGAAAAAGAGGAAAGUUUGAAGGCCGAAAAGGUCAUGAAACUAGAAGCUGAGAAUAAUAGAACAUCAGAAGUAGAGGGGGAGGAAGAGAAAAAUGGAAAGAUAAAUAUGGAAGAAGGAUUAAAAGAGAAGAGAAAGAAAUCUAAAGCAGAAAAGGAGGAAGAGGAAUACUUAAAGAUAAAUAAAGAGGAAAGACUGAGCUCAGAGACCAAAUUAAAUACAGUCAUGAAUGCUGAAAAAUCAGAGACAGAAAAGGAGGAAUACUUGGAGGCAAAACAGGUCAUGAAGUCAGAAGCAAAGAAGAAGAAAGCAUCAGAAGUACAGAAGGAGAAAGAAGAAAAGAUCAAAAUUAAUAAGAAGCUCAGGACAAAAAUGGGCAAAAGGACCAAACAGAAAAGAGAAAAGAAAAGAGAAAAGUUAAAGAAAGAAAACGAGGAAACUCUGGCAUCAGAAAAAGUCUCUAAAUCAGAAGCUGAGAAGAAUAAGAGCACACCAGAGGUAGAGAAAGAGGAAGAGAAAAGUUUAAGGAUGAAUAAGGAGCUUGAAGAAAGACUAAGCUCAGAGACGAAACUGAAACCAGUAAAGAAGGCAGAAAAAUCAGAGAGGGAAAAUGAGGAAACUUUGGAGGUCAAAAAGGUCAUGAAACCAGAAGCUGAGAAGAAUAAUAGAACAUCCGAAGUAGAGAGAAAAGAAGAGGGAAAUGUUAAGAUGAACAACAAACUCAAAGAAAGAGUGAGCUCAGAUACAAAACUGAAAACAGCAAGGAAGACAGAUAAAUCAGAGACAGAAAAAGAGGAACGUUUGAAGUCCGAAAAGGUCAUGAAACCAGAAGCUGAGAAGAAUAAUAGAACAUCAGAAGUAGAGGGGGAGGAAGAGAAAAAUGGAAAGAAAAAUAUGGAAGAAAGAUUAAGCUCAGACACCAAAAUGAAUAUAGAGAUGAAAGCAGAAAAAUCAGAGACCAAAGAAGAGGAAAAUUUGGAGACAGAAAUGCCAGAAGAGAAGAGAAAGAAAUCUAAAGCAGAAAAGGAGGAAGAGGAAUACUUAAAGAUAAAUAAAGAGGAAAGACUGAGCUCAGAGACCAAAUUAAAUACAGUCAUGAAUGCUGAAAAAUCAGAGACAGAAAAGGAGGAAUACUUGGAGGCAAAACAGGUCAUGAAGUCAGAAGCAAAGAAGAAGAAAGCAUCAGAAGUACAGAAGGAGAAAGAAGAAAAGAUCAAAAUUAAUAAGAAGCUCAGGACAAAAAUGGGCAAAAGGACCAAACAGAAAAGAGAAAAGAAAAGAGAAAAGUUAAAGAAAGAAAACGAGGAAACUCUGGCAUCAGAAAAAGUCUCUAAAUUAGAAGCUGAGAAGAAUAAGAGCACACCAGAGGUAGAGAAAGAGGAAGAGAAAAGUUUAAGGAUGAAUAAGGAGCUUGAAGAAAGACUAAGCUCAGAGACGAAACUGAAACCAGUAAAGAAGGCAGAAAAAUCAGAGAGGGAAAAUGAGGAAACUUUGGAGGUCAAAAAGGUCAUGAAACCAGAAGCUGAGAAGAAUAAUAGAACAUCCGAAGUAGAGAGAAAAGAAGAGGGAAAUGUUAAGAUGAACAACAAACUCAAAGAAAGAGUGAGCUCAGAUAAAAAAAAUGAAAACAGCAAGGAAGACAGAUAA